GUGGUCCGCGGGCCCCGGGCUCCGGCAGGCGGGUGGGCGCCUGACCUCACAGCCUGCGACCUUGGUCGCGCUGGCAGCGAUGGCGCGCAAGUCGAAUUUGCCGCUGCUUCUCGUGCCGCUGCUGCUCGGCCCGGCCCUGGUGCGCGGCUCCAGCUCUCUCCCUCUGGUCCUCAACACUUGGCCUUUUGAGAAUGCAACCGUAGCAGCAUGGCAGACAUUACUGUCUGGAGGUUCUGCCCUGGAUGCAGUUGAGAGCGGCUGUGCUGUGUGUGAGAGAGAGCAGUGCGAUGGCUCUGUGGGCUUUGGAGGAAGUCCUGAUGAACUUGGGGAGACUACACUGGAUGCCUUGAUCAUGGAUGGCACUGUUAUGAAUGUUGGCGCAGUAGGAGAUCUUAGACGGAUUAAAAAUGCAAUUGGUGUGGCACGGAAAGUACUGGAACAUACAACACACACACUGUUAGUGGGAGAGUCAGCCACCAUUUUUGCUGAAAGUAUGGGAUUUAUCAAUGAGGACUUAUCUACCAGUGCUUCUCAAGCUCUUCAUUCCAAUUGGCUUGCUCGGAAGUGCCAACCAAAUCACUGGAGAAAUGUUGUUCCAGAUCCUUCAAAACACUGUGGACCUUACAAACCACCUGGUAUUUCAAUGCUGACUGAGCCCACCCAUAAAGUAACAAGAGAUCUUCAUGGUCAUGAUACUAUUGGCAUGGUUGUAAUUCAUAAAUUGGGACAGACUGCUGCUGGUACAUCUACAAAUGGUAUAAAAUUCAAAAUACAUGGUCGUGUAGGUGAUUCUCCAGUUCCUGGAGCCGGGGCCUACGCUGAUGAUAGUGCAGGAGCAGCUGCUGCCACCGGGGACGGUGACAUAUUGCUACGUUUUCUACCAAGUUACCAAGCUGUAGAAUACAUGAGAAAUGGAGAGGAGCCAACUGUAGCGUGCCAAAAAGUGAUUUCAAGAAUCCAGAAGUAUUAUCCAAACUUCUUUGGGGCUGUUAUAUGUGCCAAUGUGAUUGGAAGUUAUGGUGCUGCCUGCAAUAGACUUCCAAAAUUUACUCAUUUUACGUUCAUGGUUUAUAAUUCUCUAAAAAAUCAUCCAACUGUGGAAAAAGUAGACUGCAUCUAAUCCAUUUUUUUCUAUCAAUAUCUGCACUUAAAGAAGAAAGCAACAAUGGCUGUAAAACAUACUCACUGUCAUGUAUUUAAAAAUCUUGUGUAAAACAAGCACAAAAAUAAAUUAUCUGAAAUGGUA
Molecule: messenger RNA, 1246 nt
Organism: Dipodomys spectabilis (banner-tailed kangaroo rat)
Lineage: Eukaryota; Metazoa; Chordata; Mammalia; Rodentia; Heteromyidae
Gene: Aga
Product: aspartylglucosaminidase
Exons: 9
Coding region: 80-1120 (346 amino acids)
Biological process (GO): protein deglycosylation
Cellular component (GO): lysosome
Molecular function (GO): N4-(beta-N-acetylglucosaminyl)-L-asparaginase activity
Source: RefSeq, a predicted model, not a curated record